This is a messenger RNA of Rotaria sordida, 4443 nucleotides long. The record is from the annotation of a GenBank genome assembly. NCBI's taxonomy places the organism in Eukaryota, Metazoa, Rotifera, Eurotatoria, Philodinida, Philodinidae.
AUGUCAAAAAAAUCAACUGUUAAAAAAACAACAGUACCAACAAUGUUUACAAAAAAUCCUCCUCCUACAACAACAACAACUGAUAAAGAAACAGAUAAAGAAGAUAAAUCGAAAAAUAAUCGACUUAUUCCAUGGGUUGAAAAAUAUCGACCAAAGAAAGUUAGUGAUGUUGCUUAUCAAGAUGAAGUUGUUGCAGUAUUAACAAAAUGUUUAGCUGGUAGUGAUUUUCCUAAUUUAUUAUUUUAUGGACCACCAGGUACUGGAAAAACGAGUACUAUUCUAGCUGCUGCUCAUGAACUUUUUGGACCUCAAUUAUUUCGUGAUCGAGUUAUGGAAUUGAAUUCAUCCGAUGAACGUGGUAUUAAUGUUAUACGUGAAAAAGUUAAAAAAUUUGCACAAUUUUCGGUUAUUACAACACGUUCGGAUGGUAUGUAUUGUCCACCAUUUAAAUUAAUUAUCCUUGAUGAAUGUGAUUCAAUGACGAAAGCAGCUCAAGCAGCUCUUCGUCGAACAAUGGAACGUGAAUCUAAAACAACAAGAUUUUGUUUAAUUUGUAAUUAUAUUAGUCGAAUAAUCGAUCCAAUAACAAGUCGUUGUGCAAAAUUUCGUUUUAAACCAUUAAAAGAUAAUAUUAUUGAAGAACGUUUACAAGCUAUAUGUAAUAAAGAAAAUGUUCAAUAUGAACCAGAGGCAAUAACUGAAUUAGGUAAAUGUACUGAAGGUGAUAUGCGUAAAGCAGUAACAUUUUUACAAAGUGUUGCUCGUUUUCGUACAAAUAAGUUAAUAACUGUAGCUGAUGUACAUGAAAUAACGGGUAUUAUUUCGGAAAGUGUUAUUGAAAGUCUUUAUCAAGUAUGUCAUUCUGGUUCGUAUGAAAAAUUAGCAACAACUGUUAAAAAUGUAUUAUUAGAAGGUUAUGCAGCUCAUCAAUUAUUAUUACAAUUACAUGAUUAUAUUUUGGGACAAAUGGCAUUAGGUAAUGAACAAAAAGCAAUUAUUUUUGAAAAAGCAGCUAUUGUUGAUGGAUGUUUACUUGAUGGAGCUGAUGAAUAUUUACAAAUGAUGAAUUUUCUUUGUACGUUAUCCUCAGAUGACUAUAGUGAUUAUGAUGCACAAGAACAACAACAACAACAAAUACAAACAGAACCACUUGUUUUCACUCGUCGACCACAAUCAACACAGGUUGCUAUUGGUAGUAGUGCAAUUUUUUAUUGUAGUUCAUCAUCAAGUCCAAUUACAUGGUUUAAAAAUGAUGCACCACUAGGUACUGGUUCAAAACAUAUGAUAACUAAUCAAUAUCUUCAAAUUUUAAAUAUUGAUGAAAAUGAUGAAGCAAUAUAUGAUUGUACAAUACGUAAUGCAUUGGAAAUGAAAACAGCAUCAGCAAAUUUAACUGUACUUUAUGCUCCUCGUUUUGUUCCAUUACCGGAUACAUAUCGUGUUGGUUUAAAAAAUUUAUCUAUUGAAUUACAUUGUCGAGUUCGUGGAAAUCCUAAACCUACAAUUACAUGGCAUAAAUCUCAUAUAAAUAUUCGAUCAUCACAUCGUAUGCAUUUACUUGAUAAUAAUCAAAUUUUACGUAUUAAUCAAUUACGAAAUGAUGAUGCAGGUCUUUACACUUGUAAUGCAGAAAAUUCUCUUCGACGUAUAUCAGCAGCAACUGAUGUUCGUGUACAAGAACCAAUACCACCAUUAUUUUCUCGACGUAUGUCAAAUUUAACAACAUAUGAUAGUGCAUCAGUUGAACUUGAAUGUACAGCAACUGGAGAUCCACAACCAAAAAUAGAAUGGUUUCGAGAUAGUUUUCCUAUUCAUUAUAGUAUUCAAUAUAUAUUAAAAGACGAUGGAUCACUUUUACUUCCACAUGUUACUGCUAAUCAAUCAGGUUAUUAUACAUGUCAAGCAUCGAAUUAUGCUGGAAGAGAAACACAUUCAUUUUGGGUAUCUGUUGUUAAUGAUAAUCAAAUAACUGAUGAACUUAUUGAUCGUCUUGUACAACAAGCAUCAAUAGAAGUUAAUCGUGCUGUUGCAGAAACUAUUCGACAUUUACAAGAUCGUCGUCGACCACGAACACCAGGAGAUUUAAUGUCAUUAAUGAAAUUUCCUAAACCAUUACAAUUAACAUUAGCUAAAACUGAAGAUAUUUUUGAACGAUCACUUGAUCUUGUUCAUCGUUAUGUUGAUAAUAUAACAUUUGCAAGUGAAUAUUCAAAAAGUGAAGUACGACCAUUAGAUUUUCGACCUGAUCAUUAUCUUACAGCUCGUCAAUUAGAACGUCUUGCACUUGUAGCUGGUUGUGUUGUACAUCAAUUAAAUUCUCAUUGUAAUGAAAAAUGUCUGGCAUAUCGUACAGCUGAUGGAACAUGUAAUAAUUUUAAAAAUCCAUUUUGGGGUGCUUCAUUAACAGCUUUAACACGUUGGUUACAUGCACAAUAUGAAAAUGGUUUUAAUACACCACGUGGUUGGAAUGAUAGUAAAUUAUAUAAUGGUUAUAAAUUACCAUCAGCACGUGAAGUAUCAUCAAGAUUAAUAGCAACGAAAACUAUUACACCUGAUCCUGCUUUUUCUCAUAUGCUUAUGCAAUGGGGACAAUUUCAAGAUCAUGAUAUGUCAUUAACAGUACAAGCAACAAGUAAUACACGUUUUUCUGAUAGUCUUCGUUGUUUAUCAUCAUGUUCAUAUGAACCCCCAUGUUAUCCUAUACGUGUUCCUGAUGAUGAUCAUUUACGUCAAGAACGUGGUUCAUGUCUUGAAUUUGUACGUUCAGCUGCUAUAUGUUUAAGUGGUGAAACAUCAUUUCUUCAUUUACCAUAUCGUCGUGAACAAAUUAAUUCUUUAACAUCAUUUUUUGAUGCAUCAAAUGUUUAUGGUUCAACUGUACAAGAUGCUUGGGAUUUACGAGAACGUAGUUCAGGAAAAGGUCUUCUUAGAGUUCAUAGUACAUCUCAAUAUCCAAAAGGAUUACUUCCAUUCAGUACUGAUACACCUGUUGAUUGUCAACGUGAUCGACAAGCAUCACAAAUUGGUUGUUUUCUUGCAGGAGAUCAUCGAGUCAAUGAACAAGUUGCAUUAAUUGCAGUACAUACAAUUUGGGUACGACAACAUAAUCGUUUUGCUAAAAAACUUAGUUUACUGAAUUCAAAUUGGACGGAUGAACAAGUUUAUCAAGAAACACGAAAAAUUAUUGAAGCACAAUUACAAAUUAUAACAUAUAAACAUUGGUUACCAUAUAUUAUUGGUGAUGAAGGUAUGAAUAUGCUUGGAUCAUAUAAAGGUUAUAAUCGAAAUGUUAAUCCAACAAUUUCAAAUGUUUUUGCUACGGCUGCAUUUCGUUUUGGUCAUAGUUUAAUUAAUCCUGUAUUUUAUCGUUUAAAUUCAAGUCUUGAACCAAUUCCUGAAGGAAAUCUUCUUCUUCGUGAUGCAUUUUUUUCUCCAUGGCGUGUUAAAGAACAAGGUGGUAUUGAUCCAUUAUUACGUGGAAUGUUUGGUGUACCUGCUAAAAUAAAAUUACCACAACAAAUUCUUAAUGUUGAAUUAACUGAACGUUUAUUUCAUGUUACACGUGCUAUAUCACUUGAUUUAGCUGCAGCUAAUAUUCAACGUAGUCGUGAUCAUGGUUUACAAUCAUAUACAGCAUGGAGAAAAUUUUGUAAUUUAACAUCAAAUGAUAUUAAUGAUUUUGAUGAUUUACGUUAUGAUAUAAGUGAUGAACAAACACGUAAUACAUUACGUGAUGUUUAUAAACAUGUUGAUAAUAUUGAUGUAUGGGUUGGUGGAAUACUUGAAGAUAAUUUACCUGGUGCAAAAGUUGGACCAACUUUUCGUUGUUUAAUUCUUAAACAAUUUAAAGCACUUAGAGAUGGUGAUAGAUAUUGGUAUGAAAAAUCUGGAAUAUUUACACGUCAACAAAUAAAUUCAUUAGAAAAAACUUCAUUAGCUAAAGUAAUUUGUGAAAAUGGAGAUCAUAUUGAACGUAUACCAAAAAAUGUAUUUUUAAAUGCAAUCUAUCCACGUGAUUAUGUAUCAUGUUCACAUAUAGAAGAUAUUGAUCUUGAACCAUGGCGUGGAUGUUGUAAUCAAAAUAUGGCUGGAUCUAAUGCAGUUUGUAAUAUUCCAGCUAUACUUUCAUAUGAUCCAUUUCCUAAUUAUGAACCAUCUAGAACUAGUACUAAUACACGACAAAAAAGAGAAAUUGUAGAACAAGAAGUUAUAGAAGAUGAAAUAAUAACAAAAGAUGAUCAAUUAGAAUUAGAAAAACUUCGUCAACAAGUUGACGAUGUCUUAAAAAAGUUUGCAACUUUUGAUAAACGUUUAACAACUGGUACACAUUGUUAUGAUCAAAAUACAAGAAAAUUACAUAAAAAUGGUACUAAAUGGCAUGUUCAUAAAUGUCUUGUUUGUCAAUGCAAAGAUGCAACAAGUUUAUGUGAAAUUGUCUGUUAA